This is a messenger RNA of Pocillopora damicornis (cauliflower coral), 2158 nucleotides long. RefSeq names its product NAD kinase. Lineage: Eukaryota; Metazoa; Cnidaria; Anthozoa; Scleractinia; Pocilloporidae. Gene Ontology annotation, biological process: NAD+ metabolic process; NADP+ biosynthetic process. The record is from RefSeq and is a predicted model, not a curated record. Gene Ontology annotation, molecular function: NAD+ kinase activity.
AAUUCGAAAGUGUGAGAGCUUGUUGACAAGAAAUGGCGAGGAGAGUGAGCGCUCCAGGUCCAGCGCGUUUAAAAGAAAAUGAUGAAUCAGCUGGAGAUAGCGAAAAAUCGUCAUCCUGGCUAGUAUGUAAUGCUAAUGGAUGCUAUCGACUUGGAAGCGGAGGUAGCAGAUCCAGAAGAAGAUCAAUAAAUCCUCCUCCACCUGUACUUCUCUUUGGAAGGAAAGGACACCUGUGGGAAGAUGAAAAGAAGCGCAGCAGCCAUGUAGACCCCUCGGAGCACUUCUUGGCCUGGGCCAAGCCACCCCAGAAUGUGCUAGUAAUAAAAAAACUAAUGGAUCAGGAGGUGACGGAGAGAUUUAAGGAACUUACCAGAUGGCUUACAGAGGAGAGAAAAAUGGUUAUUUACGCUGAAGAAUCUGCUGUACGGGAUCUUCUAGUACGCAAAGACGAAAAAUUUACAUGUGUGAGAUCGAAAAUGUGCAUUUUUAAAGAGGGCGACCAGUUAGAUGAUAAAAUCGACUUUGUCAUCUGCUUGGGAGGGGAUGGAACACUUUUGCAUGCUUCAUCUUUGUUUCAGUCCAGCUGCCCUCCUGUUAUGGCAUUUCAUCUUGGUUCUUUGGGAUUUCUCACGUCGUUUAGAUUUCAAGAUUUUCGAGAUGAAAUAACCGAAAUCUUAGAAGGUCGUGCGGGCUUAACUCUAAGAAGCAGACUCCAGUGUGACUUUAUCAAGCGUGACAAGGAAGACAAAGGCUAUACGAAAAAGACACGUCACUUGGUAUUGAACGAGGUGGUCGUUGACCGUGGUCCGUCUUCGUACCUCACAAACUUAGAAAUAUAUUGCAAUGACCACCACAUCACAUCCGUACAAGGAGACGGUCUUAUCGUCUCCACCCCAACUGGCAGUACAGCAUAUGCAGUAGCUGCAGGAGCCUCGAUGGUUCACCCCAGCGUGGCCGGAAUCUUAGUUACUCCUGUCUGUCCGCACUCUCUCUCAUUCAGGCCCAUCAUCCUCCCGGCGGGAGUAGAACUUAAGAUUGUAGUCAGUUCAGAGAGCAGAAGUUCAGCUUGGACCUCAUUUGAUGGAAGACAGCGACAAGAACUUCACGUGGGAGACAGCAUUCAAAUUACGACGUCUAUUUACCCUGUGCCGUGUGUAAAUAGUGAAAAUCAGAUAGCGGACUGGUUUGUAAGUCUGGCCGAGUGUCUUCAUUGGAACGUAAGACAGAGACAGCGUAACCUAUCAAUAACGGAUUGCCAUGUUUGAUUCUUCGCAGCAGCAAAUUAGAAUUCAAUUUCCUCUGCAGCUCUGGUCAGAACAUCAUUUCCACGUCAGCCUCGAGCUCAAUGAAAUAUUUUUUGCGGUAAAGCUUUGGCUCUGCCGAUAAGUGAAUUACGAAGCCCUCCUCAGUCACUUUACGUUAGAGUGCUCCAAGGAACGUCAUGAUGCAUUCAUCAUCAGUAACUACUAUCUCAACUGAUGUAUACAGCUUGUGGAAAAUCACGGAUGUGAGUGUGUUAAAAAGAAAUCUGUAACACUUUGGAGGAUUUUUAUGUAUGUCUUCCCUUUUUAUUGUAAAAAAACUGUUUUCAGUCAAAAAUUGAAAGAGAACUGGUCACUUCUUCGCCCAUCCAAUAUGCUUUUUAUUUAGUCAAGGAAAGUGAAAUGUAAAUACCUUAUUGUUCAGAAAGCCUUGGACAUCAAGCCAUCGCUGGUGCAGGUGCAAAUUAUGAUCAUUACUGGUAAAUGCAGUUGUCAAUUGGCUCAGGUCAUGCAAGUGUAAAAUCCCAGUUAUGAGGCCUCGGAAGAAACACUGUCCCGAGAGGCCGUUCCAUGUGACUUGCGUUGAUGGGGUGACGGGGGAUAGGAAGGGGGUGGGGCAAGCCAAUACUAAAAGGAAACGAAACGAAAAAAAAUUUAAAGCUGUAGUAUUAAUUACAAUCUGUAACCAAACAAGAUUAGACUUCGAAAGGGACUUAAAAUUGGGAUUCUACGGUAUGCCGACUAACAUAAUUUAACUGUUGUCUGCUCGACCGUAUAUUUAUUAAGGUGAAUCAUCCAUUCGCGUAACGUACUAUCGAUUUGAUUCAGAGUUGUAAAGUCGUACCUUUGUUAAAAGUCUUUCAGUGAAACAACAUUAAAUAUCCAUGGCCAUGGUA